CUGUAUUCGAGUUAAAAGUGAUUUAAAAAUUGAUUGAUUUUUGUUUCGCAUUUCAAUCAAACCAUUCAUACAAUCACUUCAUUUGAUCCCAAGAUAUGGCACGAUGUAUGAAACACAAGAAGACAUCACUCGUCACCACAGAUGACGGCAAAGGCGAAGACAUUCAACAGCCGCAAAUCUAUGCGAAAGACUCUUUGGAUCGAUUCGGUGAUGACUUGUUUGGUAUUGUGUUGUCGUAUCUCUCACUCGAAGAUCGGUUUCGAUGCGAAUGUGUGUCCAAACAGUUCCAGAGAACAGUCUUCGAGAGUGUUGUGGACAUCAAUCUUAGCGAUGGAUUUGUUUCUAAAGUACUUAAAGAGAAGAGAUGUGACACUCAAUUGUUGGCCACAAUUGCCAUAAAGUGUGCAAACAUUCAAACCAUUGACUGCCGAGAAGUAACCUAUAGAUAUGCGAAACACAUUCCCGAAGUGUUGAACACAUUGCGAGACAAUUGCCCGCAUUUAAGGGAUAUUUACUGCAAUUUAUAUCUUAUCGGUAGACGAGCGCAAAGAAUGUGUUCAUUGGCACCACUGGUCACCCGAAUCGACUACAUUACUGACAGACAAGCGCUCACUCAUUGCCACCGAUUGUCUGAACUACGGAUCGACACAUUUAUGGAAAUCUUUGGUAACGAUGGCAUGCAUUCAUUUGUGGCACACAAUCAGUGCCUCAAGAGUUUUAUGGUCAGCUGUCCGAUCAACCCUCAAGUGUUGGUCCAACUGUGCGGACAAUUGUCACGAUUACCGCAAUUACGGGAACUGACACUCAAUUUAAGACUAACCGUUGGCCACAACCCAUUGAACGACUCUUUGCGCACAAUUGGCGUGAAUUGCAAACAAUUGAAACGCUUGUCACUCAAUGGGUACUCAAAUCCUACGCAGACAUUGGAUUCGUUGGUAUUAUACACGCAAUUAAAACGAUUUCACUUAAGACUCGCCGGUAUCGUCGCUAAUGGUUUGUUGGAUCCGUUGAAACACUGCAAGAGAUUAACGCAUUUAGAGCUGGAAUUGCCGCGAAUUGACAUCAAUUUGUUUAAAAAUAUGGAUAAAAAUUACUUAAGACUUCAUUAUCUGUGGAUCAGAACCAAUGUUAUUACUCGCGAGUGUUUGCCACACGUCUCAAGAUUUGCGGCGCUGCAAAAGCUUGUCAUUCACUUCAAUGAAAGCGAUGGUUUGUCGGGCAAUGAUUUCAGUGAUCUGUUGACCACAUGUCCUAAACUCAAGACAAUUGAACCCCAUUUCCACGAUAUGUCGAACUUUUGGCGCGAUAUUCUCGAAUGCGUUAAAUGA
Molecule: messenger RNA, 1328 nt
Organism: Medioppia subpectinata
Lineage: Eukaryota; Metazoa; Arthropoda; Arachnida; Sarcoptiformes; Oppiidae
Source: the annotation of a GenBank genome assembly